Messenger RNA from Cylicocyclus nassatus, 1449 nucleotides. Lineage: Eukaryota; Metazoa; Nematoda; Chromadorea; Rhabditida; Strongylidae. The record is from the annotation of a GenBank genome assembly.
AUGAGUGCUGAUUAUGACCUCACUGAAAUCUUUAAUGGGCAUAUGAAAUUUGUAGGGUAUGCCUUCGUGCUCAUUCAGAUUGCGCGCAAAGAUCCAAAACAUAUGAAUAGAGUUAUGUUCAAGAACGUACAUGGUAAAUACAUUCCUGCGACCAAGGAAGAUAUCAUGGAAGCACUGGAUAUCAGCGCUUCUACCUUUAACAGAGAUAACCACGUUGUUACUUCACUCUACAUUAACCCAUGCGCAUGCAUGCCUGCUAAGGGGAUUGACAUUGAGCAGUUCGGAAUGUUUCAGGAUGUACUUGAAAAUUUUAUGGGCGCGGCUGAGUAUAAGGACAUGUCUGAAAUCUGGGAUGGAUACGACUGCUCAGCCGCUAAGGUACAGAUGAAAAAGAUUGGUAACAUGUCUAAGGAAGAAAUUUAUGAAUUGGAUAGGCAGCAGAUUGCUUUGAGAUACGGCCUCAUAUUACCUGAGACACUGAUUCAGGAGCAGGAACAGACUGCAGAUUACGCUUCAAUGACCCAAGAUGAGCAGCUGACAGCUUUUAUCUCCAAUGUAUAUGAUGGUGUUCAGCCACUGAGUUUCAAGGACUACAGACACCAUGUUACUAGGUUGGAGCCAGAGACAGAGAACAUCUUCUAUAUGGUACAGCCAGCAAAGGAUGGAGCGGAGAUGCAUUGCGCUGAUGCUGUAGCAGAGAAUAGAUAUGUUAGUCUUGAUAUUGACGUUAAGGAAAAUGGUAGCUCCAUUCCUGAUGAGCGACUUGAGGAUUUGGAGAGCAUUAAAAAUGAGCUGAUGGAGAUUAUCAGCAGAUUACCUGAACCAGCCUCAAUAGUACGCACUCGUAAUGGUUGGCAGAUGUUAUGGAAGAUGAAUUCCGCUAUGGCCGAUGAGGAGUGGAAGGCAGCACAGGACGCCGUUGCUGCUAUGGUUCCAGGUCUCGCAGAUCUUAAUGCAGUUAAGAAGGGUGGCAUUCUCCGUUACCCAGGUAGCGUACAUAAGAAGAACGGAACUGCUGCCUAUGACGUGACUCUCUGUCACCUGUCUUCCAACGAAUAUGAUUACAGUGAUUUCAUAAAGCAGGCUGAGGCCGUUGCUGAGAAAAACAUCACUGCAGAUUUCGUUGAGGCACACCCAGAGCUCUUUACAAAACCAGAGAAGACUACUCGUUCAUCCGCGUCAAAGAAUAAGGUACACAAGACUGAUAUUGACACAAAUGACCGUAUUGAGUGUGUUAAGAGAUUGAUGCCAUUGGAUAUUCAUCGCCCUGCUAUGAGAUUCGAUACUGCAGAGGAAGCGAAAGACUACAUCAAGCGACAGGAUAUCGUAGAAUUCCUGCAGCUUGAGCCACUGGCUACUGGUUCUUUUAACUGUAUUUUCCAUGCAGAUUCCCAUCCAUCAGCGUUCGUGACUACUGAUGGAGAGUACUCUGCGUUGAUACCACUGCUU